GACCUUCCAUUGCCGCCUUUUCUUUCAGGUCAACAAAAAAUCAUCCUAUCCAAAAACGAGACAACCGAGCAACAAAGGCUCAAAGACAAAUCAUCGCCAGGCCGUAGAUUUUUGUUGCAGCUUUAAUCAAACCACACAUGUGAGCUUCGGUAUUCUGCUGUUGUUCUCCCCCCUUUCCCAAGUCGACUACAGAACACGAUGCCGCCGCGACUGGUGCGUCGGAGACCGCUCGCGGAGCGUGUCAAGGCGAUGCUGAACCCUAUGGAUUUCCUACUGUGGCUAUCCGAAGAGAUCGAGACGCGCGAUUGGAACUCUAAGCUUGUCGGCACUCAGAUGGGCGUGGCUAUGAACUUCGCUUUCCUGCUCGCCAGGGCCAAUAGUGGUCUUACUCACGCUGCAGAUCCCGUGUUCGAAGAUAGCUCGGUGCCUGGUUGGGUUACCUUCUUUGUCGGCACUAUGGUCUGGUCAUUGGCUGGCUUCUCGGUCGUUAAUGCGAUCUACACGAUGUACCGAUCCCGUCACUACCGACUAUUCGAAGCAGAUGUGGAGAAGCAACCCGAAACCCCUUCGGCGCAUCGCGUCCGCGUCCAGUCCUCCCCCGUAUCGUCGUCGCCUCUGCGAUUAUUAACGGGUCUGAUGGGUUCGGAGAGUGCCGAGUCGCGAGCGCAUCCCGACCGAAGCCGAGAUGUGUGGGAGGUGUCGGUUUGGGACCCGUUGCCGAUUUGUCUGCAGAUAUUUUGUUUGUUCAGUCCCGGUCACGUUUUGGUUUACAUGAUGUUUCUACCGCUGGCCCCUUUGGAUACGAGGCCAAGCAUUACUGUUCUGAACUGCAUCAUAUUGCAGUUCAUCCUGUCAGGACAGCUGCUCCUAUUUCAGAACAGAUUUACCCAGCAAAACAAGGACACGGCUAUUAUCCAAAAACAGGUCAUGCACGAAUACGAUACCAAAUUCGUCCAUCCCAAUCUAUAUCCUACGGUCAGGGAUGUGGCAACGCAAAUAUCGCAGAAUGACGAGGGGGAUGACCGUGAUGAGGAUAUACAAGUUGGCACGCCUACUGUUCAGCUUCGACGAGGCUUCCGAACGCGACCGAACCCCAACUAUGUCAAACAUAUUGAUCCGGAUCGUAGCAGUGGCUUUUCCAACAGCAGUUCCGGACUAUUUACCCCUACUGCAUCAAAGAGAUAUACGGACAGUCUAGGAAGUGAUAUUAGGGCUCGCACUCCUCUAGCUAGUGCCAAGCCUCCUCAUCGGAGAGGCACAUCAGGCCUCUCCACAUCAUUUAACGCAAAUUCAUCCCAAUUGGGAACUUCUACGAAUUAUACCUCCGCUCUUUCCUCUUCUACCAACACCGGUAACCACGGAGGUGAUGGAGGAUAUAUGGGCGUAUAUACCCACCCACAAUCACCCCUGAAGAAAGGCCCUAGUUUAGGCGAGCUUCAGUUUAGAUCACCGCGUAAUAACAGCGAGAUGGCUCAGCUCGAGCAAUACCAAUCGGCGAGGGACCGUAGUAUUAGUCCUAUGAAGAGCAUUAGGAAAAGCACUGGGACGAGCUCUCAGCCGGGUAGUUGGGGACGGACCCAACCGACAUCGUACGAGAGAUAUCCCUCCAUGUGGCGAUAGAGGGUCUGUGAUAUUUGAGGGUUAUGCAUCAACAUUAGGAGCAGGUUAGGGGAGUAUGGGAUGGGCACGGCGUCUAUUGCAUUACACUGCCUACGUUAAGGACUUUUUUCUACAUUCACUGGCAUUUGUACCAAUACGGGCUGCAUCUACAGAGAACUAAAUAAAAUAGCGGCGGCAUUAAUGUAAUAGCCGUUGACGUACUUCCC
Messenger RNA from Daldinia vernicosa, 1826 nucleotides. RefSeq lists its product as uncharacterized. The record is from RefSeq and is a predicted model, not a curated record. Lineage: Eukaryota; Fungi; Ascomycota; Sordariomycetes; Xylariales; Hypoxylaceae. The transcript is spliced from 2 exons. Bases 199 to 1620 code for a protein of 473 amino acids. Gene Ontology annotation, biological process: regulation of exit from mitosis; maintenance of rDNA.